AUGAGGCGGAAGAAGACUAUCACUAUCCGCCGGAUUGAUCCAUAUCGCAAUUCUACGGCUCAAUCUUCUGAAACAUCACGUUCUUUUCUAUCAGAAAAAUCGGAGCAAAAUGAAAAAGCAAAACAAACUAAAAAACCGGAAAUCAAAUUUACACCACUCUCAGAUGAUGCAAAAUGCAUUGAAAUGAGAGAUGACAUAUGGAAAACAGGGAAUUUUGAUAAAUACAGUGAUGAUAAAAUUCGUACAUUUUCAUUUUAUUUGCAUCAGCAAUUCAAUAUCUCAUUAACAAACAAAGAUUUUGCCCAGGCAGAGAACUACAGACAAUUAUUAGACCGAACUAACGAAUAUACAAAGACUAAAAAGACCCAAAAAGUUCCAUUACUUCAACUCCAAGAUAAAAUUAGUAAAGAAGCUGAUGAACUUGAACAUCAAUUUACACAAAGGCGUGAGGAAUUCGAUAAUGAAACUAAAACACAUCUUGAAGAUCUAAAACAAAAGCAUCAGAAAGAAUUAGAAGAAUUCGAAGAAAGUUGGAAGAAAGACAAACCAAAACAAUAUCGAAAACCAAGCUCAGCACUUCUUAAUAUGAAAUACCAAGAAAGAUCUAUGGUUAUAAGUGGAAAUAUUUCUCAAUUACAACCACUUCAAAAAGUAAUUCAAGUAACAACUGCUAGAGACCAAAACAAUAAGAUAGACAGUCUUAUAUCCGAUUACCGCACUUCAAAGAAGCUCAUGUUAGAGCGUCAGGCAAAAGAAAUCGAAAAUUACACUCAAAACAGGCAGCACAAGAAGGACUUAAUCAUGCAAUUACAGAACAGAGAUAUGUCUCAUAAGCAAAACGAACUUGCAUGGGGCAAACAAAAGUUUACCAGUCGCAAGGAGAAGAAGUUGGCUCCAAUUUACUCCUCAGUUCAACCAGAAUACCAAACAGAACUGCUUUUACCAGAGAUUGAACCACCAAAAGACACGUGGGAAGCAUACACAAACGAAAGAAAGCAGAAACAGAGAUACGACACUCGUCCGAUCGAAGAAAGGCCUCCUUCGUCAUUCUGGUCAUCAAUUCCGAAGGGACUUGCUGAGAGUGCACGUGAGGCAAUGGAACAGAAGAAGAAAGACGAAGCAUUCAUGAGAAAACCAGAUGUUGCUAAAAGACCGAAAACUUCUGCUGAAGUUUCCCCUCCUUUUUCUUCAAAACCACCUCAAAAGAUUCAACAAAAUCUCGCUCCUACCAGAUUAUCAUUGCGAAGAAGCUCCGAAUCAUCGAAUCAAUCUUCACAAGUUUCAUCUUCUCGAUCUGAGAAACUUCCUCAUAUUUCUUCAUCACGUAAAGAGAAAGAAGAAAUCUCUUCAUCACGUAAAGAGAAAGAAGAAAUCUCAUCAUCACGUAAAGAGAAAGAAGAAAUUUCAUCAUCACGUAAAGAGAAAGAAGAAAUCUCAUCAUCACGUAAAGAGAAAGAAGAAAUCUCUUCAUCACGUAAAGAGAAAGAAGAAAUUUCAUCAUCACGUAAAGAGAAAGAAGAAAUCUCAUCAUCACGUAAAGAGAAAGAAGAAAUCUCUUCAUCACGUAAAGAGAAAGAAGAAAUCUCUUCAUCACGUAAAGAGAAAGAAGAAAUCUCUUCAUCACGUAAAGAGAAAGAAAAUACACAGUUAGGACUUUCGAAUAUAAUUAAAGGGAAAUUGUCGACAUUUGAUGUGGAGGAGAAGCCGAAAGAGAGGGAAUUCGAGGUCAAGAAGAGUUCAGAAGAAGAAAACAAAAACAAUGAAAUUCCAUCAGAAAUCAUCACUGAGAGUUACAACGAAACAAAUGACGAUUUUGAAUCAGAGAAACCAAAGGAAGAAGUUUCCAAAUCAGAAAAUGAUUUCGAAUCAGAGAAACACAUUGACUCUGCUCAAAAAGAAAGCGAGAAAGAGCAAGCUAAACAAAGCGAAGAAACAUCUAAUCUGGAAUCAGAAUUUGAAUCAGAGAAACACAAAGAAUCAUCUAAAGAAGAAACUGAAUCUGAUAAUGAUAAAUUAUCAGAUAAAAAACAAGAAAAAGAUAAAGAAACAGAUGAUGACUUUGAAGAAGAAGGAAAGAAAGAUCAAAUAACUCAAUCAGAAGAGGAAAAAUUGAAUGAAAUAAUUUCAUCAGAAGGCGACAAAGAAAAAGAUUUUCAUUUUAUUGAAGAAAAGAAACCAAACAACGAAAUACAAGAUGACUUCGAAGAGGCAACAGAAGAAAAAUACAGUGAAAGGGAAGAAUUAAUGAAACCAACAGAGCCGGAUUUCCAGCAAGAAGAGAAACAAAAAGAAGAAGUAAAUGAAGAAAAGCAAAUUGAUCGGAAAGAAAAUGAUUUUCUUGAAGAAACGAAAGAAGAACAAAUACAUGAAGUUAAAGUUUCUGAUGACAUCAAAGAUGAUUUCAAGGAAGAGCAAAAAGAAAUUGAACAUGAAUCAAACAAUGCAGAAGAAUCUACAAACAAAUCCAAAGAAGUAGUAUCAGAGACAGAAGAAGAAUCUAAAGUUCAAACUAAAGAAAGAGAAAAUCCAUCUGAAGAAGAAACCAAAGAAGAACCAUUUGAAGACGAAUACAAAGAAGAAACUAAAGACGAAAAUACAGAAGAAAUUAAAGAAGAACCAUUUGAAGACGAAACGAAAGAAGAAAAUAAAGACAAAAACAAAGAAGAAACGAAAGAAGAAGAACCAUUUGAAGACGAAACGAAAGAAGAAGAACCAUUUGAAGACGAAAACAAAGAAGAAACGAAAGAAGAAACGAAAGAAGAAAAUAAAGACGAAAACAAAGAAGAAACAAAAGAAGAAGAACCAUUUGAAGACGAAACGAAAGAAGAAAAUAAAGACGAAAACAAAGAAGAAACGAAAGAAGAAACUAAAGACAAAUCCAAAGAAGAAACGAAAGAAGAAACUAAAGACGAAACAAAAGAAGAAGAACCAUUUGACGGCGAAACGAAAGAAGAAAAUAAAGACGAAAACAAAGAAGAAAAUAAAGACGAAAACAAAGAAGAAACAAAAGAAGAAAACAAAGAAGAAACAAAAGAAGAAGAACCAUUUGAAGACGAAACGAAAGAAGAAACUAAAGACGAAACAAAAGAAGAAACUAAAGACGAAACAAAAGAAGAAGAACCAUUUGAAGACGAAUCCAAAGAAGAAACAAAAGAAGAAAAUAAAGACGAAAACAAAGAAGAAACAAAAGAAGAAACGAAAGAAGAAACGAAAGAAGAAGAACCAUUUGAAGACGAAAACAAAGAAGAAACAAAAGAAGAAACGAAAGAAGAUGAACCAUUUGAAGACGAAACGAAAGAAGAAAAUAAAGAAGAAGAACCAUUUGAAGACGAAAACAAAGAAGAAACAAAAGAAGACAAUAAAGACGACUACGAAGAAGAAACAAAGCAUGAAAACAAUGUUCAAGAACAAGAAGAUGAACCAACAAAUAAAGCAAAUCCAAUAGCAUCAGUGGAUGAAGAGUUUGAAGAAGUUUUCAAAGAUGAAGAUAGAGAAUUUGAAAAACACUCUCAAGAAGAAUUAAAUAGAGAAGUCAAAGAAGAAAGAGAAUUUAUCCCUCAAAAAGAUGAAACUAAAGAUCAAGAAUCCAAUCACGAAGAUUUCGAAGAAGAAAUUAAAGAAGAACAAAAAAUUGAUGAAGAUACAAUCAAAGAAGAAGAAGAACAAAAAACAGAAAAAGUUCAAAAUGAUUUUGAUGAAGAAAUAAAAGAAGAAGAUAUUAAAGAAAAGCAUGAGGAAGUAACUAAAGAUAAAGUAGAAAUGAAUGAAGAACAAAAUGAUGAAGAGAAACAACAACAGGAAGUCGAAUCUACGAUAGAAGAAGAUAUUACAGAACAAAAUGUAGAACCAAAGAAAGAAGAACAAACAAUUCAAGAUUUCGAAGAAGAAGUUCAAAAUUAUGAUGACAAAAGAGAAGAACAAAGCGAAAAAGUUCAUGAAGAAAGAGAAAUCGUUUUGAAUAUUGAACAACCACAAGAAGAAGAAAAGAAGGAAGAACUUCAUGAAGAAGAAGAAAAGAAAGAAGAACUUCAUGAAGAAGAAGAAAAGAAAGAAGAACUUCAUGAAGAAGAAAAGAAAGAAGAACUUCAUGAAGAAGAAAAGAAAGAAGAACAAUUACAUGAAGAAGAAGAAGAAACGAAAGAAGAACUUCAUGAAGAAGAAGAAGAAAAGAUAGAAAAACUUCAUGAAGAAGAAAAGAAAGAAGAACUUCAUGAAGAAGAAAAGAAAGAAGAACAAUUACAUGAAGAAGAAGAAGAAAAGAAAGAAGAACAAUUACAUGAAGAAGAAGAAAAGAAAGAAGAACUUCAUGAAGAAGAAAAGAAAGAAGAACUUCAUGAAGAAGAAAAGAAAGAAGAACUUCAUGAAGAAGAAGAAGAAGAAAAGAAAGAAGAACUUCAUGAAGAAGAAGAAGAAGAAAAGAAAGAAGAACUUCAUGAAGAAGAAGAAAAGAAAGAAGAAGAAGAAGAAAAGAUAGAAAAACUUCAUGAAGAAGAAGAAGAAGAAAAGAAAGAAGAACUUCAUGAAGAAGAAGAAGAAGAAAAGAAAGAAGAACUUCAUGAAGAAGAAGAAAAGAAAGAAGAAGAAGAAGAAAAGAUAGAAAAACUUCAUGAAGAAGAAGAAAAGAAGAAAGAACAAACAAAUGAAGAAAUCAAUUACAAUCCUGCAAUUAAAGAAGUAGAGGGACCAGAGUCAGAAGAAGAAAAUAAAUAUCGUAAAGAUGAAGAAGAUUUCGAAGAUGAGAAGAAUGAAGAAAGUGAUUAUAAAAAACAAAAAGAAGAAUCAGAAUCAGUUGCAAAAGAAUUGGAAGAAACAUCAACUGAAAAUAGAAACAAUAAUCAGGAAGAAACAAAUCAACCUAAAUUAGAAAAUAGUUCUUUAAAUAUUACAGAAGUCAAAGAAGAAACAGAAGAAAAAGUCAAUAUCACAGAUGACUUCGAAACAGAGAAUCAAAAUGAAGACCGAGAAACUGAUGCUGAAACUGAAAAAGCAAUUCAUCAAGAAAAUGAACAAAUAAGAGAAAAAGAUUUCCAUGAUGAAAAACAAAUCGAAAAUGAAGAGGAGAAACAAGAAAUAUUGAAGGAACCAAUUGAAGAGAGAAAUUUUCAACAAGAAAAUGAUUUCAAAGAUAAUGAAGAAGAAGAAAAGAAAGAAGAAGAAGAAAAGAUAGAAAAACUUCAUGAAAAAGAAGAAAAGAUAGAAAAACUUCAUGAAGAAGAAGAAAAGAAAGAAGAACUUCAUGAAGAAGAAGAAAAGAAAGAAGAACAAUUACAUGAAGAAGAAGAAAAGAAAGAAGAACUUCAUGAAGAAGAAAAGAAGGAAGAACUUCAUGAAGAAGAAAAGAAGGAAGAACUUCAUGAAGAAGAAAAGAAAGAAGAACAAUUACAUGAAGAAGAAAAGAAAGAAGAACAAUUACAUGAAGAAGAAAAGAAAGAAGAACAAUUACAUGAAGAAGAAAGAAGAACAAUUACAUGA
Messenger RNA from Trichomonas vaginalis G3, 5472 nucleotides. RefSeq lists its product as uncharacterized. The transcript has a single exon. The record is from RefSeq and is a predicted model, not a curated record. Lineage: Eukaryota; Parabasalia; Trichomonadida; Trichomonadidae. The coding region runs from base 1 to 5472 and encodes 1823 amino acids.